Messenger RNA from Ostrinia nubilalis (European corn borer), 1316 nucleotides. RefSeq lists its product as uncharacterized. The coding region runs from base 426 to 1307 and encodes 293 amino acids. Lineage: Eukaryota; Metazoa; Arthropoda; Insecta; Lepidoptera; Crambidae. The record is from RefSeq and is a predicted model, not a curated record. The transcript has 4 exons.
UUGGCUGAAAAUAUUUUGAAAUCUCGUCACAAAAUAAAUGUUGUUUAAUUAAAAAGUGCCGAAAUUAUAUUGAUAAGUUGCAUUUAGCUCGUAAAAAUGAAAUGUGCAUCGUAAACAAACCAUAACACAGACAAUCCAAGAUAUGAGUUAAUGUGUGCUGAAGAAGUAGUCAAGAAAGAGUCGGAGGAUGCAAGCAGCCUGUCGGACUUCCGUUGUUUGUUAAAAACAUACCUUCUUUCUGGCGCAGUCGAAUAAAAAGUGUUGCCGCACGCGCGCUGACAGCGCCGCAUCGAUUCCCGCGCAAACAUCAAGUCGGCGCCCACGUGACCAGUAACAAUUUCAUUCCACGCCCAACGCCGCAUCGAGCAGACGUGUUAGAUUAAACUAAAGAAAACGCAUCUGUAUCUCAAGAAAACUCAUUUAACAUGCCAAGAAAAAAAAUCAGACCAGGAAUAUGGCUGGCACACGAGCUCGCACUUAUCAACGCUGUGAAGAAGUACCCAAUACUUUACAAGAAGGAUUACCGAUCAAAGGAAGAUGCGACGGAGGAAUGUUGGGAGGUCAUCUCAGCAGAAGUUGGAGUCCCUAAAGAUCAAUGCGUAGUGAAUUGGAUGAAGUUAAGAAAAGAUUACUUCGGAACAAUACACAGUCGACGAAAAUGUCUGCAGUUCCAUGAAUCACCUCUAAGUUUUCUAGAUUGUAGCAUUUUCGACAAAAUAUACAAGAGUGCGUCAGAUAGUAAGAAGAAAAACAAAAAUAAUUACGUCGCAGAAUGUGACCAAGAUUCAUUAAGUGAUAAGGAAUUUAUGACUGAUGAAGAAUUAAAAAAUCUUAUAAAACCAAAAGAAAAGAGAAAUAUUUCAACGCUUAGAUCUCACCCAAAUAGAAGUUUACCACAAACGUCAAUUCCAAAAUCAAAAGUCAUGAUUGCUGGAUCACACACCACUAAAACUGAUGAAAAGAAUUUAUCAGAGACAGUUACUGAAAUUAAAAUAGAGGUACCAGAUAUAGAUGACACGGAUGCAAAUGAAAGCAACCCUAAAAGAUUUAAGCCAAGCUCUGAUACUCCUUUAGAAUUUGAAAUACCAGCAACGACCAGUAUUGUGAAACAAGAAGUUGAAUAUAACCCGACAUUGACUGAUCUGUCUGUUGGUCUAGCUUCUAAAGAUGCCAAGACAUUUUACAAUGAAGUGGCUAGUUAUAUCACCAGCAAGUUUUCAGCUAAGAAGCAGACAGACAUACAGCUACGGAUCUACACUUUAUUGACACAUAUAGAAUUAGAAAAGUUGAAAGCCGCAAAGCAAUGAUUUAAUUUU